This is a messenger RNA of Mytilus californianus (California mussel), 717 nucleotides long. RefSeq names its product serine/threonine-protein phosphatase 6 regulatory ankyrin repeat subunit C-like. NCBI's taxonomy places the organism in Eukaryota, Metazoa, Mollusca, Bivalvia, Mytilida, Mytilidae. Bases 1 to 717 code for a protein of 238 amino acids. The record is from RefSeq and is a predicted model, not a curated record. Gene Ontology annotation, molecular function: protein binding. The transcript has a single exon.
AUGAGUCAUAAUGAAGACAUUAUAUCAAAAUGUGACAAAAAACAAAAGUCUCCCUUAUUCGUUGCAUGUGAAAAUGAUCAUGCUAAUAUUGUUAACAUGCUCGUCAAUAAGGCAAAACAUGCAGAUAUAAACGAACGUGACGCAAAAGGAAGAUCGCCUUUAUUCAUCGAUUGUUUCAUGGGACACGAAGAAGUUGUUGAUGUUUUGCUUAAGAAUGAUGCUAAAGUUGACCUUUGUGAUAAAGACGGUCGAUCUCCGUUCUAUAUAUCGAGCAGAGGCGGAUAUGUAGAAAUUAUGAAAAAACUUUUCGACAAAGAAGCAGACAUUGAUAUCUGCAACAGAUGGGAUGGAACUGUUUUGAAUGUAACAUGCAGAGAAGGUCAAUUGAAAGCCGUUCAAUUCUUAUUAGAUAAUCAAGAAGACAUAUCCAAGGCGGAUAAUAAUGGAUACACAGCUAUAUAUAUGGCAUCAGAUCAAGGCCACUUAGACAUUGUUGAAAUUUUAUUGAAAAAGGGAGCAAAUGUAAAUGUACAGACUAUUGAUAAAAUGACGCCACUUCACACAGCUUGUGCACGCGGACAUGUAGAAAUUGCACGAUUGCUUCUUAAUAACAAAGCCGAGAAAGACAUAACAAACAAUUCUAAUGCAACACCGAAAGAUUUAGCAAAGCAGAAAAAUAACAUUGCUAUUUUGAAUUUACUUUCCGAUAGAACAUAA